This is a messenger RNA of Misgurnus anguillicaudatus (oriental weatherfish), 1637 nucleotides long. RefSeq names its product tubulin alpha chain. Gene Ontology annotation, cellular component: microtubule. Gene Ontology annotation, biological process: microtubule-based process. NCBI's taxonomy places the organism in Eukaryota, Metazoa, Chordata, Actinopteri, Cypriniformes, Cobitidae. The record is from RefSeq and is a predicted model, not a curated record. Gene Ontology annotation, molecular function: GTP binding; structural constituent of cytoskeleton.
CCGCCCUGGUGACGACUGACUGGAGAAGUAUAAAUAUUCACACCCCGCAUUUUGGAGCACUUCUUUCUCUCACCAGACUCAUAAAAGUCAACCUGUGAGAGUGCAUAACUGAAAACCUUCCUCUUUCUUCAUCUCUCAGAACUCCAAUUUUAAAAAUAUGCGUGAGUGUAUCUCUGUGCACGUUGGUCAGGCUGGUGUCCAGAUCGGCAAUGCAUGCUGGGAGCUCUAUUGUCUUGAGCAUGGCAUUCAGCCGGAUGGCCAGAUGCCCAGUGACAAGACCAUUGGUGGAGGUGAUGAUUCCUUCAACACCUUCUUCAGUGAGACUGGAGCAGGAAAGCACGUACCCAGAGCUGUGUUUGUAGAUCUGGAGCCCACUGUCAUUGAUGAGGUUCGCACUGGAACUUACCGUCAGCUGUUUCACCCCGAGCAGCUCAUCACUGGAAAAGAAGAUGCUGCUAAUAACUACGCUCGUGGUCACUACACUAUUGGGAAGGAGCUCAUUGAUCUUGUAUUGGACAGGAUUCGCAAACUGGCUGACCAGUGCACAGGCCUCCAGGGUUUCUUGGUCUUCCACAGCUUUGGUGGUGGAACCGGUUCUGGUUUCACCUCUCUGCUGAUGGAGCGCCUCUCUGUUGACUAUGGCAAGAAGUCCAAACUAGAGUUCUCCAUCUACCCAGCUCCCCAAGUCUCUACUGCUGUGGUCGAGCCCUACAACGCCAUUCUGACCACCCACACCACACUAGAGCACUCUGACUGUGCCUUCAUGGUAGACAAUGAGGCCAUUUAUGAUAUCUGCCGUAGGAAUCUCGAUAUUGAGCGUCCUUCCUACACCAACCUUAACAGGUUGAUCAGUCAGAUUGUGUCCUCCAUCACAGCCUCUCUCAGGUUUGAUGGUGCCCUCAAUGUCGAUCUUACCGAGUUCCAGACCAACUUGGUGCCCUAUCCUCGUAUUCACUUCCCAUUGGCUACAUACGCCCCAGUGAUCUCAGCAGAGAAGGCUUAUCAUGAGCAGCUCUCUGUUUCUGAAAUCACUAAUGCUUGCUUUGAGCCAGCCAAUCAGAUGGUGAAAUGUGACCCACGUCACGGCAAGUACAUGGCUUGCUGUCUGCUCUACCGUGGGGAUGUGGUGCCCAAAGAUGUGAAUGCUGCAAUUGCAGCAAUUAAGACCAAGCGUUCUAUCCAGUUUGUGGACUGGUGCCCAACUGGUUUCAAGGUUGGUAUCAACUACCAGCCACCCACUGUGGUUCCCGGUGGUGAUCUGGCUAAAGUUCAGAGGGCUGUGUGCAUGCUUAGCAACACCACAGCUAUUGCUGAGGCCUGGGCUCGUCUGGAUCAUAAGUUUGAUCUGAUGUACGCCAAGCGUGCUUUUGUUCACUGGUAUGUGGGUGAGGGUAUGGAGGAGGGAGAGUUCUCAGAGGCCAGAGAGGACAUGGCUGCCCUGGAGAAAGAUUAUGAGGAGGUUGGAGCUGAGAGUGUGGAGGGGGAGGAAGAGGGUGAAGAAUAUUAGGUUUUCUCCUGUUGUUUCUUGAAUGUUUCCUGUAUGUCACUUUUGCCUGUCUUUUUAUUCUUCAACUCUUUUAAACUUGAUAAAAGCUCAAUCUUACUUUUAUGCUAAUAAAGUUUGUAUUGCUUGUAAA